AUGUCCUCACCUCCUCCGGGCGUUUGGCUCGAUGCCUUCAACUUCACUGGCGGGUACCCGCAAAAGAUCGACUUGGGACCGAGUAUCUUCUUCGCCGUCAUCCAAACGGUCGCGGACAUGGCUGCUGCUCCGCCCGUCGCUGUUCGUCGGCGUGCGCAUCUCACUCAAGCGGGCGAGAACGCCCUCGGUUCGGUCAGCUUUGCGCUCCUCCUCUUCCCUCUGCUCGACCUCUGGCGGCGACAUGUCCUGACGACGCUUCCGGCGCCGAACCAUCCGAAGUGGAUCUAUCCCUUUGUCGCUGUCGGAUACUUGUCCAUUCUUACUUCGAUUAUCCUCAGUAUCGCCGUCGCGGCCAAGAUUAACCCGCGCGCGUACAAGGACUACAUGACGCGCGCCCUCUGGAGGGCCAUGUACGUCACCGCCCUGGGCACGGUGGGCACAAACCUGAUCGCACUGAUCGUGACGCACUUUGCCUUCAAGCUGCGCACGCGCGAGACGAUCUACUUGCUCAUUGCGAUGGUGCUCUCGAUGCUCGUGUGCUGUUACCGUGUCGUGCAAAUCUUCACCCCCGACCCAGCGGCGCCCAUUCGCUCCCGCGGAGCAUACUACGGGAUCGAGGGCGUCGCCGACUUCCUCGUCCUCGUCAUGCUCAUCGCGAUCAACCUUCGCGAAUGGUAUCCCGGCGAACGCAUUCGUACCCCUCGCACCAAGCCUGGCACCAUUGCGCAGGGUCACGCACUCGCUGAGAAGUUCCGCAAGCCCAAGGUUCAUGAGGUUGACAAGUUCGUUUAG
This is a messenger RNA of Trichosporon asahii var. asahii CBS 2479, 792 nucleotides long. RefSeq lists its product as uncharacterized. The transcript is spliced from 3 exons. NCBI's taxonomy places the organism in Eukaryota, Fungi, Basidiomycota, Tremellomycetes, Trichosporonales, Trichosporonaceae. The record is from RefSeq and is a predicted model, not a curated record. The coding region runs from base 1 to 792 and encodes 263 amino acids.